This is a messenger RNA of Durusdinium trenchii, 3117 nucleotides long. Lineage: Eukaryota; Dinophyceae; Suessiales; Symbiodiniaceae. The record is from the annotation of a GenBank genome assembly.
AUGUUUUUACAUUACCUAUGUUUUCCUUCCGUUGAAUCCGUCAUUUACCGUGAGACCUCCUGGCUUUGGAGAUCUUCGCAUCUCUUCCUGGCCUCAUUUUGCUCGUCAUCCCUCAUCCAGAAGUACAAUGCAAAGUUCCAGCACCGCCCAAUCUUCAUCUUCAUCAUCAUCCUCAUCCUCAUCCUCAUCCCCUCCCACUCUCUCUCUCUCUGUUCUCCCGCACCCCCAGAGAUUCGACUCCGCAGAACUCCGUUACGCCCUUCCUUCGGCUACGAAGGUCACUUCUUCCAGGGCUCUGCGGUCUCGGCGUGGCUGGGCUUCGCGUGCACCUUCCUGGCGCGGCCCUUCGGCGGCUUGGCGCUGGGCGUCAUCGGCGACCUCUUCGGGCGGAAGGCCUCAACCUUUCUGUCCAUCUUUGGGAUGAUGGUUGGCACUGUGGGGCAAGGUCUACUGCCCACCUACCAGAAUGGCCCCGUCUGGGGCAGCCUGGGUCUCACGCUGCUGGUGUUCCUGCGGCUCUUGCAGGGCAUCUGCACGGGCGGCGAGAUCGCGGCGGUGUCCACGUACAUCACCGAGGUGGGCCCCAAGGAUUCCCUGGCGCGCUCCAUGAUGUUGAUCGGCAUCACCUGCAACGUGGGGUUCCUGCUGCGCAGCCAGCGUCCUAUGGCUUGGAACUCUUGGGUGAGGAGUUAUGGUUGGCGCUUGCCCUUCCUGGCAGCUUUGGUGCCAGGGAUUGUGGCCACCUGCGGCCGGCACUGCAUGCCGGAGUCCCGCAGCUUCCUGGACGCCGCCGACGCCCUCGUCGACGCCCCGCAGGGCGGGUGUGGGACUGGGGCGCCGGAGUCCUCUUCGCGCUCGCGGGAGGCCAGGAAGAAGAUGAAGGAUCUGGUGACGAGGUACUGGGCCACACUCUUGUUGGGCAUGGGAGGGGUUGCCUCAGUGGCUGUCUUGCAAUAUGGAUGCUUCGUCUGGUGCAGCGUGCUGCUGCAAAAGAAGGGCACUGAUGCGACGAUUCUGCUGGCCUCGGGUGUGGCAGCUCGCGUGGGCUCCAUCGUCUUGGCGCCCAUCAUGGCAUGGCUCGCAGAUCUGCAGGGCAUCGGGUGGAAUCUCUUUUGGGGUUCCUUUGUGAUGUUCCUCCUGGGCCUCCCAUGCUUUCUGGCAAUGUUGACGCACUUUGACAACUUUGCCGUCGUGCUUGCCAGUUACGGCCUAGGCUACGGCUUUCUUCUCUCUGCCCUUGGCAUGACCUAUUUCCUCUAUGUUGUGGAGCUCUUUCCGGUUCAUGUACGCAAUGCUGGGGUGGGCCUCAGCUACAACAUCGGCAUGUGUUGUUUCGGUGGUUUCGCUCCGAUGAUCUUCGAAGCCAGCUUCGAACAUUACACAUGGGCUCCUGGUUGGCUGAUCUCAUUGGCGGGACUGAUCACCAGCUCCACUGUGAUCAUUGGCUUGAUGCUGCAGAGGAACCAGAAGAUCCAGUUGGCCUACAUCAGGCCUCAACCGUACUUCUCUCCUUGCGGAUGUGCGAAGGUGGCGGUGGUGAGAGAGAAAGCUGCUCAGGACUUUGUAGAGGAGCGCACGUCGGCCACGGUGCCGUACUGCACGGAGGUGACGAUUGCUCGAGCGUGUAUCAUCUUGGAAGCCAUCUUCAGUAGCUUCAUGGCGGCGAUGGUGAUCCUGGCACGGCGCUUCUCGCCGCUACUGCUGCUGGCGGCAGUGGGCUGCGGUGUGAUUGGAGUUCUCUUCGCCUUUGGUGCCGCCGGCUUAGGAGUCAUGACGAGCACCACGGGCCUUGGAGGCUACGGCUUCCUGCUCCUGGGGGGCUCCUUAGUCACCGGCGGCCUCGGGGUGGCGGCCGUCUUCUACGCGGCGGCCAAGGCCAUGCCUCCACCGCCUGAUGGGCUGGAAGAAGUACGGAAGACACGGAUGUCGAACCUCCAGGAGUCAACGCAGAGAGAGAAAGAUCUCGCUGCGAUGCUGGAAGAGAAUGUCCAGAGGCGAAGAAGGGAGUCAGAGGCUGAAUCGGGCACCGGACAGCCAGCCGGACCACGCACCGUCCGGAGAGUCCCGGUGAUGCUUCAAAAGGUCAUCUUCUGGACCCAGGAGAAUGAGGAGAACGAGGAAGCGGAACUGCCCAUGGAGUUGCUGCAGGCUGCCUAUCAAGAGAUUGAUGAAGAUGGCAGUGGUUCAGUGACGCUAGUUGAGCUGGUGGACGCCUUGAAACUCUGCGGGCUCAAUGCCUCAGAGGCGGCGGCGACCACCGUGAUGCAGGAGAUCGACAAGAACAUGAACGGCACCAUUGACAUUCAUGAGUUCGUGAUGUUCUUCAGGACGCUGGAAGAGAUGACCCGCUUCCAGCGGAAGACACAGCAACGAGCACAGUUCCUGUCUUAUGUGCUGAACUUCUGCUUCCUUCUUCACAUCAUCCUGGUGGGCGUUCUGCUCAUGAUCUUCAUCAGAAUGGAUGAGGCCACUGGUGGGGACACCUAUCCAAUCCUUCGGAAUUGCUUGAUGGUCUUCUCCAUCGUCCUGGUGGUGCUCUUCCUGCUAGUCAUCGGCAUUCCAGCUGCACGCAUGACAUUAGGUGUGCAGGUGGCAGCCUGGCAACAUCACUACAACACCUCCCUUCAGCCAUCGGCCAAGUUCAAGAACAAGCAGCGCUCGGUGGAGAGCAGUGGAGCAGGAGGUGUGCGGAGCGCUGCUUGGGCCGAAGGUGCAGGCACGGCGCAGCCGCAGGUGAACGCUGCCAAGUACGGCGCCAGCUAUCGGGUCUCCAAGAUGACUUACGAUGCGGCCGGGGAGCAAGCUGCUCUCCAACAGCAGGCCGAGGCGGUGCCCGCCGCGCGGCCGAGCGUCGGGGCGCCGGGGCACCUGUCGCACCGGAGCCAUCGGAGCGAGCACUCGCAAGUGCCGAGUGGUGCGGGCAGCGCGGUGCCGACGACCCGGCCGCAAGGUGCCAUCCUGAGCAAAACGGGUGAGUUCGUCCGGUACGACCCGGCCGCCUACAGGAAUGCCGCGAUGAAUUCCAUGGGCGCUCGGAUGCCCAUGAGCUUCACCCCGAUGCAGGUGCAGAACAUGGGCACCUCUGCUGAUGAGCCGGGACAAGUGCCUGGCGUGAUG